Necator americanus (New World hookworm) is the source of this 660-nucleotide messenger RNA. RefSeq lists its product as uncharacterized. Lineage: Eukaryota; Metazoa; Nematoda; Chromadorea; Rhabditida; Ancylostomatidae. The coding region runs from base 1 to 660 and encodes 219 amino acids. The record is from RefSeq and is a predicted model, not a curated record. The transcript has a single exon.
AUGGACCUGGAGAAGUUCUACCGAGAAGAUCAUGCCUUCUACAAGGUCAUAAUUGGCGAUUUCAACGCCAAAGUUGGCCCAAGAAGAACGCCGGAGGAACUUCACAUCGGGACCCACGGCCUACAAUGGAAUGACCAGGGGGAGAGGCUCUCCGAGUUCAUCAUGACGACUAAGACCAUCCAUGGGAACUCGCAAUUCCAGAAGCCCUCGUCUCUACGUUGGACGUGGGAGUCACCCGGUGGAGGGUACCGUAAUGAAAUAGACCACAUCAUUGUCGAUAAAAGGUUCUGUCGGACGGACGUCGCUGUUGUACCAAAGUUCAAUACGGGAUCGGACUAUCGCCUCCUUCGAGGAAGAUUUUCCUUCACAAGGAGAGCAGAGAAAGCCGCCAAGUUCAGAGGGAGAAAUCCCAGGACUAUCAUCAACUGGGAUCUCUUCGCUACGUCAGCUGGCUUUUGGGAAAAUUCCGCAAUGGACAACAUCGACGAGGAAUAUGAUCGGCUCGUUGAACACCUUCACGACUGCGCGAAGAAGGCUGAGAGUUUUAAAUCCACCAACAGAGCUGAUACGCCAGCUUGGAGCAGCACGAGCCGCAGAGAACCAAGCACUCACGUCCGAGCUCACAAGGCUUUGCAGAGAGGCGAUAAAGGAAGACCUUAA